Molecule: messenger RNA, 1291 nt
Organism: Tigriopus californicus
Lineage: Eukaryota; Metazoa; Arthropoda; Copepoda; Harpacticoida; Harpacticidae
Product: bromodomain and WD repeat-containing DDB_G0285837-like
Exons: 7
Coding region: 29-1168 (379 amino acids)
Source: RefSeq, a predicted model, not a curated record
CAUUCCAUUAGUUGAACUUGUUGAAGUCAUGAGAAGAGUGUGCAUAUUUGCCCUUUAUUGCCUUCUGAAAUCUAACUUGGCAGUAGUUCGAGUCGAACAUUACUCUCCGGGACUUUUUGAUUUGAAAGCGUUCAUUAAAACUGAAGAGAUCGUUUUGGCAAAGGACUUGAAUCAAUGUGGGACGUCUUGCGCCAAGCAAGGUGGAACGAAAUGUAUGGCAUUCAUGUGGUUGGAUAACAUUUGUUCAUUGGGGAUCGUGAAUCCAAAUUUGAAAGCAGGAUCCGUGGUCGUGUAUGCUCAUCCAAAUCUUCAUCCCAGGCUGGCCUCUAAGAAACCAACUACAAUGACUACAGUAAAUUCGACGACGACGACAACAACAACUUCGACCGGAACAACAACUUCGACCGGAACAACAACUUCGACAGGAACAACAACUUCGAUAGCAACAUCGACAACGGCAACAACAUUGACAUCGACAGCAACAUCGACAACGACAACGACAUCGACAUCGACAACAACAUCAACAACGACAACGACAUCAACGUUGACAACGACCUCCACUACCACCAUCAGGCAAAUAGUUCCAUUCUUACCCUCCACGGAUUUCCCUUUCCUUUGUUCCCAACGCAAAUCUGAGGAAGUACAUCUCGAUAUUCUCGAAUGUAAGCACUAUGGGAAUAACGGGGAAGCGGAAAAGGGCGAGUGCCCGUCCAAUAAACUAAAGGGUCUAACCAUCACUUCCGGAGAAUACAUCCAAAUCGAAUUGGCCAACAAAAUGGACAUGGAUGCUUUUGUGAUUGAAAUCGUCAAUGGCUAUCCUGAUGAGAUUGAGGUACACUUUCAAAAAGAGCCCUGUUCCCUACCGUCCACUUAUACCUUCAGUCACAGCCUUCCUCAUCGUCAUCUUGGAGGGAAUUCACAUCUAUACAUGACUCAAUCCGAUUUACACGUAGAAAAGUGCCUUACUCUAAAGUUUAGAAGAAUGGACCAUCUGGGCACCAUUGCGUCAGCAAAAUUCAUAAAAAAAUGCACAGACAAGGCCGAAUUUGACAAAUAUCUGGAAAGCGACCGUAUUUGGUUAUGCCGGUCAAUUCGGAAUCGAGUCCGUUAUUUUCGUUUUUCUUCCUCAAGUGAAAAUGAUCCCAGCAAUUUCGUGCUCGAAUGGUGAUGAUAUCAAAAGCGAAAAUCCCAUCACUUGCUCAGGAUUUGAUUGCUCCGAUAUCUUUGAUGACAAGCUUGCCACCGGAGUUGCCCUUCCUGAAGCAUACGUUCAACUCAACCUUGGCAAUCC